UGAUAUUUAAUACAAAACGUUGCAAAAUGAUUUUAAUGCAUGGAACUGUUGCUUUCGUCGGAUUGCUGAACCUUAUCGUUGUGGGUGUUGCUAUUGUGUAUAUAGUUUAUUUCGGUGGAAAACAUUAUUUAUCCGUGUUGGAAAAAUGGCAAAAGAAUGAAGAAGCUGAAGCAGAUGCGGAUGAUUUUGGAAAUGCCACCGAUGGACAAGAAAUUCCGGAAAGUAAUCGAUAAAUACCCUAAAAUUCAAUUAUUGUAAUAAAAAGUUAGAAAUCGC
Molecule: messenger RNA, 276 nt
Organism: Caenorhabditis elegans
Lineage: Eukaryota; Metazoa; Nematoda; Chromadorea; Rhabditida; Rhabditidae
Gene: Y51A2B.16
Product: DUF3149 domain-containing protein
Exons: 2
Coding region: 27-233 (68 amino acids)
Source: RefSeq, marked reviewed